UUUCAAUAUUGAGCAAAUAAAUAUAAAUAAGUAAAACUAAAAGAAAAUUAACAAAAUACAAUCUACUUGCCAUAGAGUAAUGCAAUAAAGAAAGCAGAAUUGCUGUUUACAGUCUGUUUUGCCGACAGUUUCGCUGUUUCAUAUAAAUCCGCCUGAGCAUAUAACACAGGAGCCGUACAGCUCCGACUUUGAAUAAUUUAUUUAUCAUCCCAGUGGACCGACAGGCAUAGUAACGAUAUAACACAGGACAAAGAAUAUUCUACAGUAAAAUUUUUAUGAGUUUACAGUUACACAAGACAUAGUCAUUCUGGCAAAGUACAAAAUGUAAAUUAAAAAAAAAAAUUAAAUUAUAGAAAUGUUUAUCAAAACAUAAAUAUUAAAAAUGAAUCGCGUGAAUAUAUCUACACCCAAAUGAAGUCCAUGUGAAUUUUGCCAUCAGACCCGCCGUGUCAAUUGAUUCGUUCAAAAUAAUGAGACAAAAUUAAAAUAACAAUUAUUGUGAUUAUUAUUUUAGAAGGCAAACAACGCAUUCAUUCAAAUGAAAAAUAUAUACACGGACACAUUUACAAAUAAUACUCACAACAAGAUAAAUUUGAAAAAAGGCGCACUUUUGUACAAAUAUAUAGGAAAAUCGAUAAUUACGUUACGUACGUUAUAUAUUUCUACAUGCACAUAAUAAUCUAAUUACAAUAAUAAUAUAAAACUCUACAAACUUAAAAUAAAAGAUAUAUAUGUAUAAAAAAAUGAAAAACGAUUAUAUGUUUGUAUUUGCAUAUGAUAUAAAUAGUAAUUUAAGUCUGGCUAUAACCAUGAUCCCAAUAGAGGCUUAAACAAAGAAAAAAAGAAAGAGGACGAGAGGAAGAAAGAAAAGGCUUUACAUAAAUGUUUGUUUAUGGUAUAACAAAAAUAUUUAAUAAGUAUUUUCUAUUGCUUGUGCGUUUGAAAAUAAGUUGCGCCAACAAUAGCUUAAAUAGCAAACGAUUGGCCAAGAUAUAUUCACCUAUUUGCAAACGAUUUCAGCAAAAAAUCAAGGACGAAUAUAUAAAACCGCCGCCAGCUGUUACCCGAUGAUGAUGCUAACGACAGAACAUAUUAUGCAUGGCCAUGCCUCAUCGGUUAGCCAAAGUGCAUUGUUUGGUUGUUCAACGGCCGGUCAUAGUGGUAUCAAUCAGUUGGGUGGCGUUUAUGUUAAUGGGCGCCCGUUACCCGACUCAACACGUCAGAAAAUUGUCGAACUCGCCCAUUCGGGAGCACGGCCAUGCGAUAUAUCACGCAUACUCCAAGUAUCAAAUGGUUGCGUUAGUAAAAUUUUAGGCCGUUAUUAUGAAACAGGAUCAAUUAAGCCACGUGCCAUUGGUGGUUCGAAACCACGAGUUGCUACAACACCCGUCGUACAAAAAAUUGCUGACUAUAAACGAGAAUGCCCUAGCAUUUUUGCUUGGGAAAUUCGAGACCGAUUAUUAACAGAGCAAGUGUGUAACAGCGAUAACAUACCUAGUGUUUCAUCAAUAAACCGCGUUUUACGGAAUUUGGCUUCACAAAAAGAACAGCAAGCACAGCAACAAAGCGAGUCAGUAUAUGAAAAAUUGCGUAUGUUUAACGGCCAAUCCGCUGGUUGGGCUUGGUAUCCAAGCAACACAACAACUGCUCAUUUAACUUUACCACCUGCACCAACAGUUACAGCAAUGAGUAGUCAGAUAACACGUGAAGAAUUGCAAAAACGCGGUAAUUCAUAUGUAUAUAUAAUUUAA
Glossina fuscipes is the source of this 1751-nucleotide messenger RNA. Its product is annotated as paired box protein Pax-6-like. Bases 1068 to 1751 code for a protein of 227 amino acids. Gene Ontology annotation, biological process: regulation of transcription by RNA polymerase II; anatomical structure development. Gene Ontology annotation, molecular function: DNA-binding transcription factor activity, RNA polymerase II-specific; RNA polymerase II cis-regulatory region sequence-specific DNA binding. The record is from RefSeq and is a predicted model, not a curated record. The transcript is spliced from 3 exons. Lineage: Eukaryota; Metazoa; Arthropoda; Insecta; Diptera; Glossinidae.